AACAUCAUAGACAUCUUUGUCAUUUGGUCGGAUGCCAUAUCAAAAAAUGCAGAAACAAAACGACCAUGUCUCUUUUUGGCAUACGGCAAAAGCCGUCUUAAGACCAUGUUUUAUUUCCACACCACAAGCCAACAAAAAAACCAAAACCCAAAUCAAACAAAUGUAAUAAACCUCAAAAAUAAUAUAAAAAAGGCUUUAAAAUUGAGAUUCAACAAGCAACCAAACAGAGCCAUUAGUUCUUUCGCUUCUUCGUCUCCUGUAAUGGCUCGUUCCAUUUCUUCUCCUUUCUUUUCCCACACCUUCCCUUAUUCUUCUCCUGCAACUUCUAACUCUCGUCUCAACCGUGGGUGCACCCUUUCUCCACGCCCCCAUGCUUUUGCUUUCUUUACAAACUCCUCUAAAAACAACAAUAGCCUCACAACUCCUCUUUCACAAGAAAAAAGUGAAAAACUUUCUUCAGAAAAGAAGUCUUUUGCCGUGGCAACAGGGGAGCUUUUCUUGGGAAUUGCUUCCAGAUUAAUAAAAAGCAAUUCUAAUUACGAAAAACCAGGCUCAACAAUCCAUGACACACCCAGAAAAAUAAUUAAUGAGAGCGAGCUUGGAAAUAGAGAAAACAAUGAUGAGAGAAUUGGGUUAGUGAUGGAAGAUGAGAUAGAGCCAGAUGUGAUAUGGGAACAAAGAUUUAAGGAUAUUGAAGCUGAGAAAGAAAGAAGAGUGGUUACAAGCCCUGGGUUUAGCUUUUCUGCUGCUGGCCUUUUGUUUCCUUAUCAUCUUGGGGCUGCCCAGUUUCUCAUUGAAAAGGGUUACAUAAAGGAAACCACACCACUGGCUGGUUCAUCUGCUGGUGCCAUAGUAUGUGCAGUGAUUGCUUCUGGAGCUGGCAUGGAUGAAGCCCUAAAAGCUACAAAGAUCCUGGCUGAUAAUUGUCGGCUUAAAGGGACUGCAUUUCGUCUUGGGGCUGUUCUCCGAGAUGUUCUUGACAAGUUUCUGCCUCAUGAUAUUCAUACUAGGUCCAAUGGGAGGGUUCGUGUUGCUGUAACUCAGAUUCUUUGGAGGCCUAGGGGUUUACUGGUGGAUCGGUUUGACUCCAAAGAAGAUCUCAUCAAUGCAGUCAUUACCUCUUCCUUCAUUCCGGGGUAUCUUGCUCCUCGCCCAGCAAAAAUUUUUCGGAAUCGUCUAUGCAUUGAUGGGGGUUUGACAUUAUUUAUGCCCCCAACAUCUGCUUCUAAAACGGUCCGUGUUUGUGCUUUUCCAGCCAGCCGAUUGGGAUUGCAAGGAAUUGGGAUUAGUCCAGACUGCAAUCCUGAGAAUAGGGCUACCAAUAGAGAGCUUUUCAACUGGGCACUGGAGCCAGCAGAUGAUGAUAUUCUUGAUAGGCUCUUUGAGCUUGGAUAUCUAGAUGCAGCUGUGUGGGGGGAGCAUAACCCUGUUGACAACAUUGUUGCAGAUGAAAGUCCCCUUGUUGAGAAUGGUUCUGCAAAGUAAAUAUCUUUUGUAUGGAUAGGAUUUUAGGGCCACUCACGCCCCUCCAGGUUUCUUUUUUCACAUCCCCUGGCAAGUAGGACAAUUGAAUUUCAUUUGGAUCGAUAAGGCUGGGCUAAAAUAUAGUAAUAGUAGCCGAUAUUAUACUAAUUUUUAUGGUAUGAAUUUGUCAAAGGACUGUAAGAUAUCAUCGGCUUGUUAUUUUUUGCAUAUUCUUGGUUAAAAAGCCCCAUUUUCCCCUAUUCAAAUCUUUCUUUCAAGCAAAUAAUUCACGGAUUUCUUUGUAUAAUAGCAUGCGCUACAGUACCAAUCGUACUCAGGAAGGUAGAAAAUAUGUUCCUCCCACAUGGUCCAGGCCUUUAAUAAGAAUAUGAUACAAGUAAUAAUCUUGCUUUCAUGGUUUCUUCCAAAUAGUAGUCUUGGAAAGGAACAUUAAUAUGUCGAGGAAAACACUAAUCAUUUAAUACACAA
This is a messenger RNA of Durio zibethinus, 1953 nucleotides long. RefSeq lists its product as uncharacterized. Gene Ontology annotation, biological process: lipid homeostasis; triglyceride catabolic process. Gene Ontology annotation, molecular function: triacylglycerol lipase activity. NCBI's taxonomy places the organism in Eukaryota, Viridiplantae, Streptophyta, Magnoliopsida, Malvales, Malvaceae. Gene Ontology annotation, cellular component: lipid droplet; membrane; cytoplasm. The record is from RefSeq and is a predicted model, not a curated record.